AUGGGCUUCCUGCGCGUGCUCGACGCUUUCAGCUCCCACUCAGGAGACCUGAUGCGCUACGGCAAGGGGUUCCAGGCCCGAACGGCCAGUGUAGACCAGUUCCAAUGGAACUAUUUGAUCCGACCCGCGGCCAGCUCCAAGAGCCGAGAGAUCGUUGUCUUUCUACACGGUCUCGGGUCUUCGAAAGAGGGCUGGGUGCGUGUCGCUAGCGGCCUCAGCAAGAACUACCACGUCGUGAUCCCCGAUCUCCCAGGCCACGGGAAAACGACGCCACUGGAUCCGCAAAUGAAUUUCUCCGCGGAUCGACAAGCCCGUCGACUGCACGAGUUCUUCGAGUCUGAGCUGUACCCGAACAACAAGGUGCAUCUUGUAGGCACCUGCAUGGGUGCAUCCAUUGCUGGUGUCUACGCUGCGAUGCACCCAGCGCGAGUCAAAUCACUGCUUUUGAUGUGUCCAUGUGGUAUCUCAAUGCCUACGAUGAGCGUCACGCUCAGUGACAUCGACGACCUGGGCAAGUCGACGUUGCAAAGUCCUACCGAAACUUCUACGAGCGAAGUGGGCGAGUGGCGUGACCGCGUUGCUAGUGUUGCCAAUUUCGUGCACACGCCUCGUGUGUUUCGAGCGCUUGCCAUCCCCAAACGUGGACGAGCACGAGGAGUGGUGCAGAAGGUGCUUAUGGACAUGCUUGCCCACCCGACAAUGCUAGAAGACGAACUCCACAACAUUCGAGCCAGAACCAUGGUCGUAUGGGGCGACCAGGACGAAGUUUUUGACGUGUCGUGUCUGAAGGUGAUCGACGACAAGCUCAACGUCACGCGCAAACACGUGUUGGUGCUCGAAAGUUGUGGCCACCUCAUACCGAGCGACAAGCCGGUCGAAUGUGUCGACGUGCUUAACAAAUUUCUAGCGGACGAGGAGCUCAGCUUCACGUUCGCUCUCGCUGGACAGCAGGCCGUUAUGGCGUUUUAG
Messenger RNA from Phytophthora infestans T30-4, 969 nucleotides. RefSeq names its product serine protease family S33, putative. The record is from RefSeq and is a predicted model, not a curated record. The transcript has a single exon. Bases 1 to 969 code for a protein of 322 amino acids. Lineage: Eukaryota; Oomycota; Peronosporomycetes; Peronosporales; Peronosporaceae. Gene Ontology annotation, molecular function: catalytic activity.